Messenger RNA from Oncorhynchus mykiss (rainbow trout), 850 nucleotides. RefSeq names its product Coronin-1C (gene cor1c). Gene Ontology annotation, molecular function: actin filament binding. The record is from RefSeq and is marked provisional. Gene Ontology annotation, biological process: actin filament organization; cell migration. Lineage: Eukaryota; Metazoa; Chordata; Actinopteri; Salmoniformes; Salmonidae.
AUACUCGAACGGCUGAACGAGUGUAACAAGGGAAAAAUCUUAACGGACGAGGGCUAAACUACCAUAUUCAUGUUUUCAGAUUGAUUACCUCGUGUUCACGGAAAAUUUCGCAUAGAUUUAGGAGAUAUGUUCAGGCGAGUGGUGCGAGCGAGUAAGUUCCGUCAUGUCUUUGGCCAGGCAGUGAAGAACGACCAGUGCUAUGACGACAUCCGCGUCUCCCGGGUCACAUGGGACAGCUCCUUCUGUGCCGUCAACCCCAAAUUUGUCGCCAUCAUCAUCGAGGCCAGUGGGGGCGGAGCCUUCCUCGUCCUCCCUCUGCUUAAGUACCCAAGAGCUUGCUGCUGCUGCUGUCAGCAGAUUUGACCAUAUAUGGAAGUCCAGCACUUUGCAUGUCAGGCUGCCUACAGGACCAUUUCCUGUCUCUCUCCCGAUUGGCUGACGGAAAUGUGUGUUGCCUAGAGGAUUCUGGGACAUGGGUGUUAAAAAUGUAGGGGCAAACUCUACAUUCAAAUAUAUAAAGCAGAAUCACUUAUAUUGAAGAGUGUCAUAUUGAUGUUGUAAUCAAAUAUCGAUUUGCAUCAUUUGUUCAGGAAAACAUGUUUGAGUUUAAAGGGAUAGUUCACCCAAAUUACAAAAUGACAUUUAGUUUCCUUGCCCUGUUUAAACAGUCUAUGGACAAGGUAUGACAGGGGGGGUGAAAUAGUCUAACAUGCGCACUACUGCAGCGCACAACUCAAACAGCGCUGUGUUGCCUACUGUAGCUGCUGGCAAAGUAAUUCAAAGCCUAUACUUUAUCACUUUCCAGUGUUUCUAUUUUUGCCAUGUAAUGUUAUUAAAACUAAAUCAGACG